CAGAAACACAACCACUCAUCAGAAAGUCAAAAGUGCAACAGCUAACAUUAGACAGUUAGUUGGCCUCAUAGACGGUUGGACACACACUAUUCUUAGAUGUUAAAAACUGUAGCUUUCUAUCUUUUCUAACUCUCUUCAGUCCCUCCAAACUCAAUUACAAUUUGAGUUGCAGAAAACCAGUGAAAAAACUUCUAAAAAAGGGACAAGUUUCCACACUUUACCACGCUAAUAUGUUCAUGUUUACUGGAAAAGUAGAACUGAAGAUUUUCAUUUUAGGGUUAGUUCGUAUUUCCAUUCGACAAAAGGUUCUGUUAAACGCUUUGUGAUGAAAGUAAAUAGGAUUCAAUGGGAGCCCAGAUGAAUUCAUAGGUUUUUCUCCAUCAACUAUUACUUGACGAAGAUGGAAGUCAAUGAAGGAGCAAAAAUAGCUAUAGCUAGACCAGUCGCUUCAAGGCCUAGAUGUCUUAUUUACAAAUCUUUCUCAGAGCUCUUGGCUGGUGCAAUAGAUAUCUCAUCGACAGAUGUUCAUUCUGAAAUGGCUAUUACAGCCAUAAGACCAAAGACUGUCAGGUUAAAGCCUACAACAAACAAUGCUUUAGUCGGAGAUCUUUCUUCACAGGUUGGUAUGUCUGGUGCACCAGUUGGUAGUCCAUCUGAUAACAUCUUGCAACUGUUAGAGAAACCCAAGGUCCUGUAUAAACCCAUGGCUAAACUUGCACCAAGGAAAACUAUUCCUCUCCUUGAAAAUAAGGGAACCUCUGCAUCCGAUCAGCAACGAGAAGUAGCUGAUCGUGAGGCUCAUGUUCAUUCAGAAAAUGAAGUUAAACAACAACAUGACCUCACGACAGAAUCUCAACAAAGUCGUUUAGAAAAAUCAGGACAGGACAAAAAAAUAGUGCAUUCAACAAUUGUAUCAGAGAACACAGAAGAAGUUGAACAAUCUUUAAUAAACACGAGUAAUGUUGAUCGUCCUAGUUAUGAUGGAUAUAAUUGGAGAAAAUAUGGGCAAAAGCAAGUUAAAGGAAGUGAAUACCCGAGAAGUUACUAUAAGUGCACGCAUCUAAAGUGUCCUGUGAAAAAGAAGGUUGAAAGAUCAUUUGAUGGACAGAUUGCAGAAAUUGUUUACAGGGGUGAGCACAACCACCCAAAGCCUCAGCCUCCGAAGCGCAACUUGUCAGAUGGACAAGGCCGAGCAGCCGUAUGCAAUGACAAUACCAAAGAAACAAAUAAACCUGCAUGGAGUAACCAACAUCCUCAUACGAGUGAAGCUUACGUAUGUAGGAUGGAAAAUCAGAAUGAUGUUGGAUUGUCUAUACAUUCAGCUUAUUCCAGCAAAGCACCAUGCUUUUAUGAUUCCAUUGCAGCUGCGGGAAUGCACACUGCUGCCCUAAAUUCUGAAGAUUCUGCUGAAGGAAGUAAAAAAUUGGAGGCUACUUGUGAUGAACCAAAAUCUAAAAGAAGGAAAAUUGAAGGACAACCCAAUGAAGCAGGUACAUCAGGGGAAAGUGCAUUUCCUUAUAUGCCAAACCAAAAUACUACUGACUCUGAAAUUACCGGGGAUGGCUUUCGCUGGCGAAAAUAUGGCCAGAAGGUUGUGAAGGGAAGUUCAUAUCCCAGGAGCUAUUAUAGAUGCACAAGUCCCAAAUGCAACGUGCGAAAGUUUGUUGAAAGAACCACAGAUGAUCCAAAAGCCUUCAUUAAUACAUAUGAGGGAAAACACAACCAUGGCGUUCCAAAUAGAAGGCCAAACUCUGAGUCAUCCAAAACAAGCUCAAAAUCUUCAGCUAUGAAAGACAAAUCAUAGUCGACGUGCUCAAAAGAACCUCAUUCCAGCUAAAUAAACAAUGUGCUAAUAGUAUACUCUUAAGAAGAUGGUUUAGCAAAUGGGAAAUUAAUGAAGUUAAACUUACUGCAGUAGUCAUUAUAUUUCCUUUGCUAAACUAUGUUUCUAUGAAAUAUUAAGGAAUAUGACUAUGUUGAAGCCAUUGAACCUGGAAAAAACCUAUGCCAGAAGAGGGUGCUGUUGAUCUCUUUCCAAGCAUCAGCAAUGUAAACUAUUGGCCUCUAUCGUUCUAGUUAAGUUGAGAACAAUUAUCUGAUGAUAUGACUUCUUAUUUGAGUAAAUUAUAUUUUUCCUACCUAAUUUAAUUUAUAGGAUAAGCUGGCAAACUUUUGCAGAGAAAGUGAAGUGCUAAUUCUUCACUUACCAUGCAGUUAUUCCAUUGAUUAAUUCUCCUCAAGUGUGCAGUCAGGAAUACGUGAGUAUGUGUAGGGACUCCAAAUCAACUCUUGGGGCUAAUAAUCAAUAAUAUUUCAUUAAGUAGUUUGAUACACACGCACAACAUAACUGUAACUCCUGAAAUGCUAUAACUAUGCUGAUACAAAUCUCCAGCACAAGCAACAAGCUGUCUCAAGUACAGUCUACAUACAACAAACAUAGACCACUUUAUCUAUGUAUUACUUAUGCAGAAUCCUUCAAGUCCAUGACAUGAACAGAGCACCACUUAUUCGUUUAAUUAUCGACGUUGAUGGAUCAAGCAUUUUUCGGUUUUACGCC
Molecule: messenger RNA, 2557 nt
Organism: Nicotiana attenuata
Lineage: Eukaryota; Viridiplantae; Streptophyta; Magnoliopsida; Solanales; Solanaceae
Product: WRKY transcription factor 44
Exons: 8
Coding region: 401-1804 (467 amino acids)
Biological process (GO): regulation of DNA-templated transcription
Molecular function (GO): DNA-binding transcription factor activity; sequence-specific DNA binding
Source: RefSeq, a predicted model, not a curated record